This is a messenger RNA of Arachis ipaensis, 747 nucleotides long. NCBI's taxonomy places the organism in Eukaryota, Viridiplantae, Streptophyta, Magnoliopsida, Fabales, Fabaceae. The record is from RefSeq and is a predicted model, not a curated record.
AUGGGCUUUGGUUGGAGAUGGAGGGCAUGGGUGAAGGAGUGUGUUGGUACAGCGUCUAUGUCAAUCCUGAUAAAUGGCUCACCAUCUAAACCUUUUAAGAUGGAUAGGGGCUUGAGAAAAGGUGAUCCGCUAUCCCCAUUUCUGUUUGUCCUGGUUGUUGACGUGCUGCAUAGGAUGGUAGGUGAGGCAGUCAGGAACAAACAUAUUUUGCCACUGUUGAUUGGAAAGGACAAUAUAGAGUUAUCACAUCUACAGUUUGUAGAUGACACUAUAUUGUUCUGUCCACCAGAGGAGGAGACCAUCAGAAACUAUGCCAGGUUGCUAAGGUGCUUUGAGAUGAUGUCAAGGUUAACUAUUAACUUUGAUAAAUCAAGUUUAAUCCCUAUCAAUUGCGAACAGCAGUGGACUGAUAACAUGUGCAGCUUAUUGGGGUGUAAGGAGGCCAGUCUUCUAGUAAGAUAUGUUGGUAUCUCGUUAGGAGCAAACCCAAGACUAGUCAGGACUUGGAAACCGAUAAUUGACAAGGUCGAGGAGAAGCUCAGCUUGUGGAAGGCAAAAGUACUCAAUAAAGCGGGUAAGCUUGUCCUUAUUAAAUUAGUGUUAAAUAGCUUGCCGGUGUACUACUUGAGUCUGUAUAAGAUGCCGAAGGCAGUGGAAGAAAAGUUGAUAUCUGUGCAGAGGAGAUUUCUAUGGAGCAAGGAGGAAGGUAGGAAUAGUGUGGCACUAGUCAAAUGGGAGCUAGUUUAA